CUGACAUGGACACACACACAAACACACACUGUUGCCGUGCGUCACAAGAAUGACUUCAGUUUUGAACUGGUUUAUACUUCAAACUAUGUUUUGAGUUGUUGGGGAGUAGGGCUGCAACCAACGGUUAUUUUUGUAUCCAUUAAUCUUUUAAUUAAUUGACCCAAAACAAAAUUAAAUAUUUCCGUAUUUAAUUCAAUCAACUUCUCUGAAAAACAAUCAAAUGUAACAAGAUAAUAGAUCAGAUGCCUGAUCAGGGUUACUGUCACUAAGGCAGUGCAUGUGGAAGCCUUAGACUAUGUUGAGAAAUUUGUUUUCUUAUCCACGUUCUCAUCUCUUGGUGACAUUGUUGAUGAUGACAUUAUUUUUUUCAGAAUAAUCAGAUCUCCCAGUUUUCUAUGUGGCAGAGGUCAUCGGUAGAGACUGAUUUUCUUUAGCAUAUUCUCCUGUUUGGUAUUCGUGUCUUUAUGGAGCCGACAGACGCAGCCCGCCAAGGCGCUAUCAGCCCCUCUCAGCUCCACCCUGCUGAUACUCGGCCGCAGCAGGGAAGUGGCAGAUAACGCUAUCUCACCCUUAACUACCCACUUCCCCUCUUUGCAAUGGCCAAGACGCGCCACAAUUUAUGGUCAGCCUAAGUCCCAGCUGGCCCUUCUGCAGCAAAGGGAACAAUAAGGGCCAGCCGGAUGACAGCUCUGCCCACACUAAUGUCUGCACAGGCUCAGUACUGAGUUAUAGGGGCUGCAGAGGAGCGCCACCGAUGUCCAUAGACGAGAGGGGUCGGACCUGAGCAGUGCAGAUGCUUCAAAGAACUCCAGAAAUGUUAGGGAUAUUGGUCUGCAUAAUCGGUAUCAUCAGUAUGUCAGGUGUGUUGUAGUUAGUGGGUCAAAGAAAACCAGGUCUUGUUCUGUCGAACAAUUUUGUGCUGAGACUGUUCACACUGCAGUUUAAUGUCAGCUCCAGCAGUGUGUGUUAUUCACACUCCCUCUCCGCCUCCUGUUGCUGAAAACCUGAGACGUGCAGGACCCGAGUGAAGGCCCAGUGAAGGCCCAGUGAAGGCCCAGUGAAGGCGGAGAGGGAAACAAGAACUUGCAGCACUGUGUAGCUGGUUCAGUGGCCUACACAUAGGGAUCACAUAACAGCCGUUUCAGACAGAGCCUGCAUUGAUUGAAGUGGUGUGUGUGUUGUAUUUCUACAGCCAAGAGGGCCAGUGUCAGAGCUGUGUGUGGGGACAUGUGGAGACAUGUCCUGGAGUAGGCCUACUGGUGCACAGUGGAGGGCUGGGAAUUCCUUCCCCACUUUGCCACUCACACAGAAGGCUAAUACAGAUAAACAGUGUAACCAGGUGUAGUAGAGGUUACCUUCUACCAGUUGUCUACACAUUAGCAACACUUACAGUCACUGUGGUUUUUAUUUUCAUUUUAUAGGGACGUUAAAAGAUUCAGGUACAUCCAGAUACACCACUAUCUUUACUUUUAUUGGACUGAACGGUAGAGUCACUCAUUCUGGGACUGCGAGUGCUACUUGAGAAAGUGAACAUUAACCAACAGGACGGAUGCAGAUUGCGAAGCUCCAGCGCAGUAAACAAGAAGGACGCCACAGUAAAGACAAGCACCGCCUGUCCCCCCUGCAGUGCAGCACCACCACCUACACCGCCCUCACCUGCACUACAAACCACACCUCCACAGCCGGCCACUCUCAGCAAUUUCCCAUGUCGAAGUCGGCCCAGAUGCCGCUUUCCAACAUCACAGUGCCAAAGCCUUCCAUCUCCAGGGUGCCCAGCAGCAUGGAGGGCAUCAACCACGAGCUGGAGAAGGUCUUCAUCAAAGAUAACGGAGAAAAGGAGGAGCUUAAGUCCCUGGAGGUUCCCGAUGGGCGGCGGGCACCCUUCCCCCCCCAGCAGCGCAGCAGCAGCACCUGCAGCGUGGACACCCAGACCCCAUCGGCCCCCGGCCGGUCCAGCAGCUGCUCCAGCCUGUCGCCAUGCCCCUCGCCCGCAUGCCCGCCUGGGUCACAUGACGGCAGCCCUUACUCCACGGAGGACCUGCUGUACGACCGGGACAAAGACAGUGGCAGCAGCUCCCCGCUGCCCAAGUUCGCCUCCUCGCCCAAACCCAACAACAGUUACAUGUUCAAGCGGGAGCCGCCAGAGGGCUGUGAGAAGAUUAAAGCUUUUGAAGAGAUGAGCUCCAGGCAGUCCACACCGGCGUCGGUCCCCCUCUUCUCCUGCCCCGACAAAAAUAAGGUAAACUUCAUCCCAACGGGCUCGGCGUUCUGCCCCGUCAAGCUGCCCGGCUUCCUGCACCUCACACCGGCCUCAGAGCCCGACGAGGCGGCCGCCGGCUCAGAGCCCCGGGGGGGUGCUUUGCUCCGCGGGGCCCCCACUCAGGUCUUCAUGAGCACCAGCACAGACGACCCCGCGGAGGAGCCCCGCUCGCCAUCAGAGACUGCAGACCCGACAGACAGCCCGGCCAUCAGCUAGACCGGAGCGGAGCUGGCCUCUGCCCUCCGGGAUCCACCCACCACGACUGCCACCCGUCACCACUGACCUCCGUCUCUCUCUGUGCUGACCCCCCCCACCCCUCUUCUAUCUCUGCAUGACGUAGCAACAAUGUCCCACAUAAACCACCGGCGCCACCACGAAGACCUCACUUCUGAGCGUGUCGGCAGAGAAAGGAGAUGCUGGUUAAAGGUGAUGGUCAGCAGGCAUAGGAGGGAAGAUUGCUGGGGGGGAGGGGCAUGCAUUUUAAAACUUGUAGUAUAUUUCUCAUUAAAUUAUGUGUUGUGUUCUGUUUCAACAUUCACAGUAUGAAUAAGCUCUCUAAACAUAUACUAUAUACACAUAUAUCUCUAUGAAAAGAACGACAAAUGCUUGUUUAAAAAAAACUGAAAAAAAGAAAUCCCAAAUGGUGUAUUGCUGUGUUUAUGUAUCUAACAGGAAAACAAAAAACUGCUGUAUUCUUCAGGAUUAUGUUUACACUAUCCAGGUCACAUUGUUAAACCCUGUCUUAAAAAAAAGAAAAAUAAUUUGGGGCGAAAAGAUGAAAGGCCUCAAAUUGGUUGCAGUGUCUGCAUAAUGGCCUUGCUUCAGGUAUUUCACAAUCAGAGUCUAUACUCAGGUAAUUUGGAAUGUAUGUCCAUACGAAUAUCUGCAGCCUGACGAUGCAGAACAGAUUCACCCUCAUUUAGUCCAGUUUGCUUUUUACUCCCAGACCAAUCAUUGCUUUCUGAGGAUAGCCGACUGCAGCGGGAGAGGGCUGAAGGAGUGACUGGUGGUAGGAUACUGUGUGUGUGUGUGUGUGUGUGUGUGUGUGUGUGUGUGUGUGUGUGUGUGUGUGUGUGUGUAUCGGGGGACCAGAAAUGGGCGAGUCUGAAGUACCGUCACGUGAAGACGCAAUCAAACUGAAGCAGUUGGUUCUUUAAAGGUGCAGACUGGAGGAGUUAGUUGUGCGAACGUUUCUUCUGAAACAAAUGAUCUUAUUCGAUUUAAUUCCGACUUAAUGCAGCCUAGAGCCGGAGCAAUACUGGAAUCAAUAUGUAUGUGAAUCCAUAGAAGUUAGAUUAUCAGAGAAUAUUCUGAGCAGGAUAAGUAGCGAGCAGGAGGUAAUAUCAUCACACUGAGUGAUGGAACACACCAGUAUCAAUGCCAUAUUGGCCACCAUGAGCUACGGGUCAUACCAGACGAAGCAGUAACUUCUCUUUGUGUGUUGUCUUUUAAUUAAUUCACAUUUUCAAUUGUAAGAGGGCGAAUGGGAUGAGAACCAACGGGCAAUUCAUCCUCAGCCCACGAAUAGCUCUCACUUGAAGCUGUGGGACGCCGUUUCUUUGGGGGCAAAAAUCUUCUGAGAGGAAACUCGAACUUCUGCACCUCGUUCGUGGCUCUGUUUUCAGGCUUUACAAAAUCUAGCUUGUGAAAGGAAUCUUUGGCCAAUCACAGUUCAGAGAGUUCCUAUUGGCUGCUGCGUGUGCUCGUCCCUUCAGAGCCUGAUUCACUUGUGGAAUCUCCUGCAGGAAAGUUGCUAUUUGCCUGGUGGGAGGGGUUGUAUUACCCCCCCCACCCCCAGAAAAAAAUACAGCCUAACUUUAACUGGCAAAAUAGUGAUUUCAAGCUGCACCAAUCAAUAUUUUUUUACGUCCAAAAUGUGGCUUUUUUCAACCUCUUUUAGAUCCUUGUUUGACUUGUAUGACCCAUGAACUCUCUUAGUGCACCACAGUCUACGUCGGUGUCUAGCCUGCAAAGCUAGUGGUUCAUUCAGCAGCUAAAAAUGGUCCGAUAUCUUCCUUGGGACCAAACCAGAGCGUGAAGGGAGAGUGAGUAGUGGACUUACAUUCUUUGGGUAGAAACCAACAAGACACCAGGUGACACUAAUGUUGCUGUGCGUCGGCCGGAUGUAGCCAAGUAAUUGUUUGACAACUUGGAGGUAAAUAAUAUGUUACGCUGUGUUUCCAAACCAAGUGGCCCAAAGGUCUUUAAGUGCAGACACAGCUAAUAAAAGAAUCACACAUGUGAAUAGUGGAGACAGACUGGGCAGCAGUCAGGGCCGCGAGGGAUGGAUACCCAGUCGGGACACUCAAAUUAAUGUAGCCAUACGCAGAACGUUUGCACAACUCUUCACUCCAAUCUGCAGACCCAAACUGUGUUGAUGAUCCACAUCGUUUCUAUUCCAUUAAAAAGCAUUCCGUGAGAUUUUUCUGACAAAAAAGACUCAUUCCUAAAAUAUCUCGGCCUUUUGGACCACGCCGUCCGUGCGUCCCCUUCACCGUCCCCCUCACCGUGCGUCCCCUUCACCGUCCCCCUCAUCGUGCGUCCCCUUCACCGUCCCCCUCACCGUGCGUCCCCCUCACCGUGCGUCCCCCUCACCGUGCGCCCCCCUCACCGUCUGCCCCCCUCACCGUCCGCCCCCCCUCACCGUGCGUCCCCCUCACCGUGCGUCCCCCUCACCGUGCGUCCCCUUCACCGUCCCCCUCACCGUGCGUCCCCUUCACCGUGCGUCCCCCUCACCGUGCGUCCCCUUCACCGUGCGUCCCCCUCACCGUGCGUCCCCUUCACCGUCCGCCCCCCUCACCGUGCGUCCCCUUCACCGUCCGCCCGUCACCACCGAGCAGCCCAACGAUUUCCACGUUUAUGUCGGUAUCUGGUGUGCUCGUGGAGUCCCCCACCCCCACAUUGCCCCUCUCAUAUUUUGUAUAUAUGUGGCUUUUAAAGAGGCUUAAUGCAAUGUUGUGGUUUCUCGAGGCAUUUCUGCACCUUACCAAGCGCUAUGGCUUUCCCAGUGUCCCACAUAUUCCCAGCAUUGGCAAACUAGAUGUGUGCAAUAAUAGGAGUUAUACAAAUUUACAAAACAGCGCGUUGUCGUCCGGUCUUUAACACAACGAGUCUCAUCUUCAUUCCUUUGGUUGUGGAGUGCGAGGGCUGGAUCGGCGAGCCGUAAAGCUAUCAACUGAUACAAAACCAGCACAGAGCGACCAGAGAACAUCACUGGCAGGUCAGAGGUCAUCAGCUCGCCACGUGAUUCUCCUUGUGUAACCUGCAGUGUCAACGUUCAUGCACAAUGGCAAUAAAUAACAACAAAAACAA
Cyclopterus lumpus (lumpfish) is the source of this 5572-nucleotide messenger RNA. RefSeq names its product glucocorticoid induced 1a (gene glcci1a). Gene Ontology annotation, cellular component: cytoplasm. The record is from RefSeq and is a predicted model, not a curated record. Bases 1550 to 2476 code for a protein of 308 amino acids. Gene Ontology annotation, biological process: podocyte development. NCBI's taxonomy places the organism in Eukaryota, Metazoa, Chordata, Actinopteri, Perciformes, Cyclopteridae. The transcript has 6 exons.